AUGAUGCGAAACGCAAAUCAAGAAAGCAGAACCAUGUCUUCUUGCGCCUCUUUGAUUUUCCUUUUCCUUUUCUCUUUCCUCACUACCUUCAAAGCUUCCGCUCAAGAUCCAAAUUACGUAUACCAUGACUGUCCAAACACGACAACUUAUACAAGGAACAGCACUUACUUCACCAAUCUCAGAACCGUUUUGUCUUCCCUCUCUUCCCCCAACGCCUCAUCAUACUCCACCGGAUUCCGAAACGCCACCGCCGGGAGAGCCCCCGACAGAGUCACCGGAGUUUUCCUCUGCCGCGGAGACUUAUCCCCUGAAGCCUGCCGCAACUGCGUCGUCUUUUCCGUCAACGACACCUUAACUAGGUGUCCGAAUGAGAGAGGAACCGUGCUCUAUUACCAGGAGUGUAUGCUCAGAUACUCCGACCAGAGUAUUCUCUCGGUCCUUUCAUACGAUGCACCAUACAUCUUGUCGAACCCCAAUAACAUCACAUCUAAUCGAGAAGACCGGUUCGCAGAUUUGGUUUCGUCCACGAUGAGCCAAGCUGCCCUUGAAGCGGCCAACAGCUCAAGAAGAUUCUCUGCAAUAAAAACCAAUUGGACUGCACUCCAGACUCUCUACGGUCUUGUUCAGUGCUCUCCUGAUAUCAGAAAACAAGAAUGCUUGAGCUGUCUCCAUCAGUCCAUCGAUGCUAUGCCUCUUUACAGACUUGGGGGAAGAAUUAUUUGGCCGAGUUGUAAUUCAAGGUACGAGCUUUACCCUUUCUACAACGAAACCGCCGUUCUAACACCACCACCACCGCCGACUACUAACGCUUCUACUUCUCCGGUGGCAUCUUCUGCACCAUCUGAGAAAGGUGGGAAGUCAUAUAUGUUAGCAUUAGUCAUCCUUGUGGCUGUUAUGGUGGCUGUUCUGUUUCUCAUAGCUGCUUAUUGUUUCCUUUCAAAGAGGAAAAAGAAGAAGACUUCUGACACUGCACCAACAUUUGAAGGAGACGAUAUAACAACCGUAGAGUCGCUGCAACUUGAAUAUAAAACAGUUCAAGCUGCAACAAAUGAUUUUGCAGAGAGUAAUAAGAUAGGUCGUGGUGGAUUUGGCGAGGUUUACAAGGGUACAUUUACGGAUGGGACUGAGGUUGCGGUUAAGAAACUGUCAAAAUCAUCAGGACAAGGUGAAGCAGAGUUUAAGAACGAGGUUGUUGUUGUUGCAAAGCUUCAGCACAGAAAUCUUGUUAGGCUUCUUGGAUUUGCUCUAGAAGGAGAAGAAAGGGUAUUGGUCUACGAGUAUGUGCCCAACAAAAGCCUUGAUUACUUCCUCUCUGACCCUGCAAAGCAAGGUCAACUAGACUGGACUCGACGAUACAAGAUCAUUGGAGGGAUUGCUAGAGGGAUUCUAUAUCUUCACCAAGAUUCGCGGCUCACAAUCAUACACCGUGACCUCAAGGCAAGCAACAUUCUCCUGGAUGCAGAUAUGAAUCCAAAGAUUGCUGAUUUUGGAAUGGCAAGGAUCUUUGGGAUCGAUCAAACACAGGAGAACACAAGCAAAAUAGUUGGCACUUACGGAUACAUGUCACCUGAAUAUGCGAUGCAUGGCCAGUUCUCAAUGAAAUCUGAUGUAUAUAGCUUCGGAGUGUUAGUUCUUGAGCUUAUAAGCGGUCGAAAGAACAGCAGCUUCUACGUGACUGGCGGCGCACAUGACUUGGUGACACAUGCUUGGAGGCUUUGGGUUAAGGGAACAGCGUUAGACCUUGUGGAUCCAAUCAUUGUAGAUAAUUGUGAAAAGAGUGAAGUGGCUCGAUGCAUCCAUAUAGGUCUUUUAUGUGUUCAAGAAGAUCCUGCAGAACGUCCGACCAUGCGAACCAUUUUCAUGAUGCUCACUAGUGAUACUGUGACUUUACCAGUGGCUCGGGAACCAGGUUUUUUCCAUGAGAGUAAAGCCGAGAAAGACCCGCUUGACACAUAUAUAUCUACUACAACCAAGUCUGUUCCAACGUCUGUUGACGAUUCAUCAAUCAAUCACUGA
Messenger RNA from Microthlaspi erraticum, 2016 nucleotides. The record is from the annotation of a GenBank genome assembly. NCBI's taxonomy places the organism in Eukaryota, Viridiplantae, Streptophyta, Magnoliopsida, Brassicales, Brassicaceae.